Molecule: messenger RNA, 669 nt
Organism: Rasamsonia emersonii CBS 393.64
Lineage: Eukaryota; Fungi; Ascomycota; Eurotiomycetes; Eurotiales; Trichocomaceae
Exons: 3
Coding region: 1-669 (222 amino acids)
Source: RefSeq, a predicted model, not a curated record
AUGAUCUCCGUGGCCACGGCCGCAGUGACCAACCGACUACCCCGGAGGCAUACACCUCUGCUCGGUUGGCUGAGGAUCUCGCUGCUGUGUGUGAGGUCCUUGGAGCGACAAAGCCCUAUCUUGCUGGAUGCCCUCAUCACUGCAGACGUCUGCGCCCAUUAUGGACCUGAAUUCAUCGCCGGCAACAUCCUCCUGGGCGGCGUGCCUUACAAAUCCGCUCACCCAGCGGUAGGAGACCAGGGGAUUUUUGACCUACUUCCGCGGCUUCUCAGCUCAGAGGUGGACGUAUUUUCCCAGGCCUGUAGAGAGAUGGUGAACUCGUGCUUCUCGCCUGGCUUUCCAGUCCCUGACGAGACAAAGUGGGCGUGGAUGGGCGUUGUCGCUGCUCAGACCCCGGCUGUCCGCUGCAUUGUAGCAACGCGGGAGCAGGACGAAACUGCUAUCCUCUCAGCUCGUCAUCGACUGCCAUUCCUUGUCAUCCAGGGCACGGCUGAUCGGCAUGUCCGCCACGAGGCGCUCGAAUCGUUUAUGCGGACGCAGUUCCCUGAUGUGUCUGAGUAUCAUCGCCUGGAUGGCGUUGGGCAUGCGUGUUUCUAUGAGAAGCCUGACGUGGUUGAUCGGCUGAUCGUCGAGUUUGUUCAGCGUGUACAAGGGACGCUGGCAGGGUAG